This is a messenger RNA of Periconia digitata, 1378 nucleotides long. NCBI's taxonomy places the organism in Eukaryota, Fungi, Ascomycota, Dothideomycetes, Pleosporales, Periconiaceae. The record is from the annotation of a GenBank genome assembly.
UUUCAUUUCCUUAUUAUAGUAACCCGAGCAAAAUCCAAAUGUAUAUAAAGAUCCCGUUGUAUAAUGCAUUGUACAAGCAAAAUGAGCCCAAUCACGUCUAUAUUUUAUUGGCGGUCUGCAUGCGCGUUCUGUACACUCAAGGGGAUAGGGCGUGCGUGGUAGGGCGUGUACCCUUCGGUUGCAUGCGGCGUUCGCGUUCACCGCCCGCUAUCGGCGGUGGAUCGGCGGUCCUUUUAUCGUUUGGCUUUCAUCCCGACCACCUUAGUAGAACUACACAUCCGCAACAGCCUUUCAACUCCCCCUCCUCUACCUUGCACCAAUUACAAGACAAAUCGGUUCUCCAAAGAAAAAAGAGGCAGCCAUCAUGACGUCCUCUUUGCCCGGGACUCGCGACCUACCGUCCUCCCAAUUCGACCUCAGCACGUACUGGGGUCGCGUGCAGCAUUCUGCCAACAUUUCAGAUCCCAGAACCCUCCUCACAUCCUCCGCCGGCCUCGAAAAUGCGAAACAAUUGGUCACCGCGUAUAAAACGGGCAAGAUACAGGAUAUGACGCCGGAGCUGUGGCAAGCAAAGAAGAUCAUAGACUCGACGAUACACCCGGAUACGGGGUUACCUGUUGUUUUACCGUUCCGAAUGUCAAGCUUCGUGCUAUCGAAUUUGGUCGUCACAGCUGGCAUGCUCACGCCAGGCCUCGGGACUGCGGGAACGCUUGGAUGGCAGGUCGCUAAUCAGUCGCUCAACGUGGCCAUCAACUUCUCCAACGCAAACAAGUCCACGCCGCUGUCCACACAAACCAUCAUCAAGUCAUACUGCCUCGCCGUAAGCGCAUCCUGCGGUGUCGCCCUCGGUCUCAAUGCACUCGUGCCACGUCUCAAGAGCCUCUCGCCCAAUGCGAAGCUGAUCGCCGGUCGCCUGGUCCCUUUCGCCGCCGUCGCAAGUGCAGGUGCUCUCAAUGUGUUCCUUAUGCGUGGAGAAGAGAUACGGCAGGGGAUCAACGUGUUCCCUGUUCUCACAGAGGAGGAGAAGCUCAAAGUGGAAUCUGGGGAGCUAGAAGUCAAGCCUCUAGGCAAGAGCAAGAAGGCCGCGACGCUCGCCGUGGGCGAGACCGCACUCAGCCGCGUGCUCAAUGCGACACCAAUCAUGGUUCUCCCGCCGCUCAUUCUGGUCAGGCUACAGAAAACGGAGUGGCUGAAGAGGAGGCCUCGCAUGGUGCUGCCUCUUAACCUUGGACUCAUUCUCACCACGUCCAUCUUUGCUCUACCACUUGCCCUAGCUGCAUUCCCCCAACGCCAAUCUGUCAGCGCGACAUCGCUCGAGACGGAAUUCCAUGAGCGUGGGGGCAGGGACGGGCUGGUGGAGUUUAACCGUGGGAUAUGA